GCCGAUGCUGGGCCGCCGGCCGCUAUGGACAAGAUCCUGGAGGGGCUGGUGAGCUCGUCGCACCCGCUGCCGGUGAAGCGCGUGAUCGUGAGGCGCGUGGUGGAGUCGGCCGAGGCGCCGCUGAGCGGGCCGCAGUGCCAGGCCAUGUUCGCCCUCAGCACCCGCCUCAUCCUGCAGGGGCCCGACCGCUUCCAGCGGCAGGUCGGGCGGCAGGUGCUCGAGGCCUACGCCCGCCACCACCGCGACGACUUCGAGGCCUUCUUCACCCGCGGCCUGGUGCUGGCCUUGCUGCGGGGAGGGGGCCCGGCGUCGGCCUCGUGGGCGCCCGUGCCCCCGGCCCCUGGCCUCGACCCGGCCGUGCUGGACUACAUCCAGGCCGGCCUGCGCCUGCUCAUCAGCUGCCCGGCGGUCCUGGAGCUCUUCGCGCUGUUGCAAGAAGAAGCGUUGCGGCUGGUGGGCGAGAGGCCGUCCCCCCCGCUCUGCGCCCGCCUCUGCCAGCUGCUGGGCGAUUUCCCCCAGUGCCUGCCCCGCGGCAGGAAGCCUGCCCUCGCCUUCUGCCAGCAGCUGGUGCGCAGUAUCGCCCACUUCCAGACGCACGGCACCCGCGAGGCCGAGCUGCGCCUCUAUGUCUCCCAGGUCACCCAAGUCAGCAGCCUCCUGCGCAGUAUAUGGAAGGCCGAGCCCGACACUCUGCUGCCCUCCUUACAGGAACUCUUCGCCAUCAUCUCCUCCACCGAUACUUCAUUUGAACCCUCCGUUGCCCUGGCAAGUCUUGUGCAGCAUAUCCCAUUACAGAUGAUUACAGUACUCAUUGGGAGCCUUACGACAGACCCAAAUGUAAAAGAUGCAAGUAUGACACAAGCUUUGUGCAGAAUGAUUGACUGGCUUUCUUGGCCAUUAGCUCAGCAUGUGGAGACCUGGGUGAUCGCACUGUUAAAAGGACUGGCUGCAGUCCAGAAGUUUACUAUCCUUAUUGAUGUUACUCUGCUUAAGAUUGAACUGGUUUUUAAUCGACUCUGGUUUCCUCUUGUGAGACCUGGUGCUUUAGCUGUCCUUUCUCACAUGUUGCUUAGUUUUCAGCAUUCUCCAGAGGCUUUUCACUUGAUUGUUCCACAUGUGGUCAAGCUUGUAAAAUCCUUCAAAAGCAAUGGCCUGCCUUCCAGUGCAACUUUUUUGGAACAGUUGAGUGAGCUAAUACACUGUAUGAUGUAUCAGUACUCUGGAUUCCCGGAACUCUAUGAACCUAUUCUAGAAGCUGUUAAGGAUCUUCCCAAACCCAAUGAAGAAAAAAUUAAGAUGAUACUGAAUCAGAGUGCCUGGACUUCUCAGUCCAAUUCCUUACAAUCUUGUUUGUCUAGAUUUUCUGGAAAAUCAGAAACUGGAAAGACUGGUCUGAUCAACUUAGGAAAUACCUGUUACAUGAACAGCGUGAUCCAGGCAUUAUUCAUGGCUACAGAUUUCAGGAGACACGUGUUAUCUUUAAAUCUGAAUGGAUGCAAUUCCCUGAUGAGAAAGUUGCAACAUCUUUUUGCAUUUUUGGCUCAUACUCAGAGGGAAGCAUAUGCUCCUCGGAUUUUCUUUGAGGCUUCAAGGCCACCAUGGUUCACUCCUAGAUCCCAGCAGGAUUGCUCUGAAUAUCUCAGGUUCCUGCUAGACAGGCUUCAUGAAGAAGAGAAGACCUUGAAAGCUCUGUGUUCAUCCAAACUUCAAGAUGACAUGAAUGAAGAGUCACCGGUGCAAGAAGUGUCUAGUAAGACACAGAAGUUUACCAAACCGUCUUGUUCAGGAAGAGAAGAGAGUACCUUAAUAGAAAAAAUGUUUCGAGGGAAGCUGCUAACAAGUAUAUGCUGUUUAAAUUGCAAAAGUACUUCUUACAAAGAGGAAGCCUUCACAGAUCUUUCUCUUGCUUUUUGCCCUCCUAUAUUCUUAGAAAAUGUUGACCCACGGAGUUCAGAAAAUGUGUCUGAAGGGAAAGAUGACAGUAUGGAACAAGUUAGUACCAGGGUGCUCAGUCCUGUGGUGGAAACAGUUAGUGACUGCUGUGAAAUGGUCACAAAUGAUGGACUGUUGAAAGAUGUUCUCAUUAACUCAAACUGUGAAAAUUCUCCAGAGCCUUUUGUGUGCAAGGCUGAAGACAAGGACAGUUUGCGGAAAUAUGUUAGCGAAGCUACUCCCUCUGUCACUGACUUGCUGAAUUAUUUUCUGGCGCCUGAAGUCCUUAACGGGGACAACAAAUAUUAUUGUGAAAAAUGUGCCUCUCUACAGAAUGCAGAAAAAACUAUGCAAAUAGUGGAGGAGCCAGAAUACCUCAUUCUCACUCUGUUGAGAUUCUCAUAUGACCCCAAGUGUCACAUUAGGCGCAAAAUCUUAGACAAUGUGUCUUUGCCACUUAUUCUGGAGCUGCCUGUCAAAAGAACUGUGCCAUCCCUGGGGCAAGUAACAGGCGUAUGGCCUGCAGGACUUGAGUUUUCUGACACUGGUGAGAAUCUAGCUAAAAAGCUCAAACCUUCCGGUGCUGAAGAAGUGUGUUGUCCUCAACUAGUUCCCUACGUAUUAAGUUCUGUAGUUGUACACUCUGGCAUAUCUUCGGAAAGUGGACAUUAUUAUUCUUACGCCCGAAAUGUUGCUAGUUCAGCACCCUCAUUAGGACCAUGUGAUCAAGCUAGGGAUCUGACUUUAGUUUAUCCACAAAGUAAUUUAAUGGCUGGAGAGACUCCAGUUGCAGCUGUUGAAAAGGACCUGGAUGGAAAUAAGGGGUCGGAGGAGUGGUUUUUAUUUAAUGACAGCAGAGUGACAUUUACCUCAUUUCAGUCAGUUCAGAAAAUUACAAGCCGAUUCCCCAAGGAUACUGCUUACGUGUUGUUGUACAAAAAACAGAACAGUGCACAUGUUUUUGGCACUAAAUCACCCAAUGGGCUCUGGGUCAAUGGAGAUCCUCCACUGCAGAAAGAUCUUAUGGAUGCUAUUACAAAAGAUAAUAAGCUAUAUUUACAGGAGCAAGAGCUUAGUGCUCGAACACAGGCCCUUCAAGCAGCUGCGGCUUCAUGCUCCUUUCGACCGAAUGGAUUUGAUGACAAUGAUCCCCCCGGAAGCUGUGGACCGACGGGUGGAGGAGGCGGGGGAGGAUUUAGUACUAUCGGCCGAUUAGUGUUCUGAGGAAGAGAGCAUCAAAUGCAUUGGUUCCUAAACAGCCCCCACUACUGCUUAGGACUGUUAAAACACUGAACUGUAUUAAAUAAUGUAUCAAGCUUUUUUCAAGAUGUGAUCUUUGUUCUAAAGAGAACCUUGUUUUUUAUUUGAAAUAAAUAAGUGCAUCAUGGAGAAAUCUA
Molecule: messenger RNA, 3329 nt
Organism: Euleptes europaea (tarantolino)
Lineage: Eukaryota; Metazoa; Chordata; Lepidosauria; Squamata; Sphaerodactylidae
Gene: USP38
Product: ubiquitin specific peptidase 38
Exons: 10
Coding region: 25-3156 (1043 amino acids)
Biological process (GO): protein deubiquitination; ubiquitin-dependent protein catabolic process
Cellular component (GO): cytosol; nucleus
Molecular function (GO): cysteine-type deubiquitinase activity; cysteine-type endopeptidase activity
Source: RefSeq, a predicted model, not a curated record